AAGAGAGAUAGGAUAUAAACAUCAGUGAUGCUCCUGAGAAGACAAAGAAGAAGAAAAAGAAGAAGAUGAAGGAGGAUGCAGAGCGGAUCCAAGAGGAAGGGAUCGUCAGUGAGGAUGGAGAUCAUUUAGUGUCCAAGAAAAAGAAAGCCAAGAAACAGGGGUAUGAAGAAGAGGUGGAAGGUAUAAAAAAGAAAAAGAAGAAAAAGGAGGCAGAGGUCAAAGAAGAAGAGGCUGAUUUGGGACACUGUGUGGAGAUGGUCAAAAAGAAGAAAAAGAAGAGAAAAAUCGAUGAUGUGGCAGAACGAGAGCAAAACACAGAAUCGGCAGAUGGACAGAUAAAGAAGAAAAGAAAAAAGCAGAAAGAAGCAGACGCAUGUGAAGGCGUGGAGCAAAAGGCGAAGAAGAAAAAGAAAUCUUCAGCAGAGGAGGAGCCUGAUGAGAUCAGCUCAAAGAAAAAAAGCAAAAAGCUGAAGAAGAAAUUAAAGAGCGUGGAUGAAGGUGAGAGUCGUCCUCACGCCAACGGAGGACAGGAGAGACCAUCGGACGAGAAGAUGAAGAAGAAAGUCAAGGAGAGGACUGAUGAUGUCAUUGAGGUCCAGGAGGAACUGGCGGGAAAGAAGGGGAGGAAAGACGACAGAAACAAAACCCCAGAAAAAAUUAAAAAGAAAAAACCUAAAGAAGAGCAUCAUGAGACCACCAUGGAGAGAGCGAUUAAAGCGUCUGAUGUUGUGUUCCUGUCAGUAAAGCCUGGAAAUCAGGAUGAAGUUUCUAUAGAUCAGGCGCGCAGACUCGCCCUACAGAGGGACAUUGACAUGGAAUCACAGCCGGAGCCGAAUCUUGGCCAGUGGGGCACGGCACAGUUCGACAGCUCUGACAGACAGGCCAAGUUCCUGCGCUUGAUGGGCGGGUUUAAAAAGAGCAGCCAGCCCCUCACAGGAUCCUCUGGCCAGGCCAGCAUGGCGCUGGGGAAAGAAGGCCAACAGACUUUGCAGCAAGGCCUUCUGGGAGAGUUUGAGCGUGCACAGAGCCGCCGUAUGGACUUCAGGAAUAAAGGAGCCGGAUUGGGGUUCGCGGCACCGUCCAAUAAGAAGUUUGCGAUUGAUGUUAAUGCAAGGAACUCAGUGCGAUUCGAUGACUGAGAGUUACAGGAUAGUUCACUCACAAGUGAACUCUCGGUCAUCAUUUACUCACCCUCACAUCGUUUACAAGCACAUGUGCUGUAAUCACAUCAGUCAAGCUCCAAAAAUGACAGAAUAGCCAUAUGAAAUCUGUUUCGAAUGAUGCAGGGGUGAGUAAACGAUGACAAAAUGAUAAUUUCUAGGUGAAUUGUUUCUUUAAUGUAUGAAACAAAGUGGAAUUUAUUUUUGGAAACUUAAGGAGCUCAGAAUCACCCACCAUAAAAAGUAUUUCGUAAGUUUCCUUGAAAUCUGAUUGAAUUCUUUGGGUGCUGAGAGAUGUUGUACUCAGGUGAAAUAUCACGAGAUGUAUUUUAAUUUAUCAUUGGAUUUGCCCAAGAAGUUUAUACUAGAAGAUGAGAUUACACAACAGCAAAUUAAGACACCGGAUUAGA
Messenger RNA from Cyprinus carpio (common carp), 1570 nucleotides. RefSeq names its product lysine rich nucleolar protein 1 (gene knop1). Lineage: Eukaryota; Metazoa; Chordata; Actinopteri; Cypriniformes; Cyprinidae. The record is from RefSeq and is a predicted model, not a curated record.